AUGCAACUGAUACUUUGUCUGUUAUUGUACCCUUCAGUCACUUUAUUAUUUGCUGUUUUUAUCGAAUUAUUAAUCAGUUUAUGCGAUGAAUUUCUAACAAAUACAAAUCGGGAAAUAUCCAAUGAAAGGAUUCGUUCAGAUGCUACUGUAGAGAUUAAACCAUGUCUUUCUUCACGUCUUGCAAUGGAGAAAGAUGGAUCUCGUUUUUUUGCUGUAGUUAUUGAUGCUGGAUCAACGGGAACGCGCAUCCAUAUUUUUGAAUUUAGUCAUGGUAUCAGCGAAAAUGCAUCACAUUUUUACAUAAAAAAUGGAACGAUGAAAGAGAUUAAGCCUGGACUGUCAAGUUAUGCAGCGAAGCCGGAGGAUGCUAUAGAUGGUAUAAAAAUUUUGCUCAAUUUGGCUAGGAAUACUAUCCCUCAAAAUCUUUGGAAGUAUACUCCAAUUACUUUAAAAGCUACUGCUGGUUUAAGAUUGUUGCAGGAUCAUCAGGCAAAUGCUUUGCUCAAUCAAGUAAAAACGUUUAUAGUGGGUAGUGGUUUCUUUUAUGGUGAUGAUUCUAUAGGAAUAAUAAGUGGAACUGAUGAAGGAAUAUUCUCCUGGUUUACCAUAAAUAUGCUCUCCGGUCAAAUGGGAAAUUUUAAAGAAACAUCGGAAGACGAUUGUGAAAAUUCGGUAUAUAAGUCUUCUAUGACGGGGAAAAAUCAGUUUUCGGCUGCCACGUUAGAUCUCGGUGGCGGCUCUACACAGAUAACUUUCCUUCCAACUGAUUUAUAUGAAACAUUUGUGAAUGUUGAUCGGGAGUUGUUUUCGCACAAAUUAGAUAUUUUUGGAAAUUUACUCAAUCUUUAUACACACAGUUAUCUGGGCAACGGCUUAGUAGCAUCACGUUUGGGGACGAUUCAGCGUUCACCAUUGUCGACGAAAAAUUUAUUGGUCACUUCUUGCCUUCCAGAAAAGUUAUUAGUUAAAGAUCGAGAUUAUACUGGUUUACACUGGUCCAUAAAAGGAUCAUCAUCAUAUUCCUUCAAAAACUGCUUAUUAUCAGUUAUGGAGUAUAUCAGUUUUACUGAAGUCAAGAAAGCAUAUGAACUUAAUAAACAUAAGAUAUACGUAACAGGAUAUUUUUAUGAUCGUGGAAUGGAAGCAAAGCUCGCUGUGGAAUCUAUAAAUGGUAGUGGUGGUAUUUCUUCAGUUGAUGGUUUUAAGAAGGCUGCGGUCGAAGCUUGUUCGCGAACUACUCGUGAAAUCGCCCGCAGUUACUGGAGGCCUUGGGAAUGUUUUGAUUUAACAUACAUUUACGGCCUUCUUAAGUAUGGAUAUGGAUUGGAUGACAAAAAGGAGAUACAUCUUGUAAAACGCUUAAAAGGCAUUGAAACUUCUUGGGCUCUCGAUGCAUCUUAUCAUCUACUUCACUCUUAUCAUCAGAAUAUAUUCAGUUCGAGAGAGUCGCUUGAAAAUAUGAAUGCUUUUGUAUUCUUAUCUUCUUGGGAAGCCGGUUGA
Messenger RNA from Dracunculus medinensis (Guinea worm), 1500 nucleotides. The record is from the annotation of a GenBank genome assembly. Lineage: Eukaryota; Metazoa; Nematoda; Chromadorea; Rhabditida; Dracunculidae.